GAGCACCGCGCCAGCGGCCGCUGGGCGGACCGCCGUCGCCGCCGCUGCCGGGCCCACGGAGGGCCUCGCCGCCGGGCAGAACCGCUGCGCCGCGCCGCCCCUCAGCGCCGCGGGCGCUGCGCGGCCCGACGCGAGGCCCGGCCAGAUCCUGCCGGAGAGCUCGCUCGCGGCGACGCCAGCCCAUCUCGACGUGACGCUCGGCAGGGGCCAGCUGCGAGGACUCCUCGACGCAUCCCUCCACAGCAUGCCGCGGGUCGAGAGCACCCCCAGGCGCCACGCAGACCGUGAGCCAGACAGCGCGGCCAGGCACGCAGCCCAGCGGAUCGCGGCGAACCCGAUGGUCAACAUCGGCAGGGGCAUCGGCCCAAGGUCGGUCGAGCCGGAGCACUCUGGGCAGCUGCGGCCGGUGGUGCUGUCGGUGCAGGCUCCCGUUUGGGGGGAUGUGACCUGAGGGUCGGCGCCGAUCACCCCGGCCAUCCAGGAUGAGCGUUCGAGUGUUGGCGUUGACCUGCCGUCGUGCUUCUACAGCUGCACCGAGCACUUCCAGAAUACUUGAGCGAGUCGUGUCCUAAUCAUCGCCGUCGAUGCAUGUCUGACGCAUGUUGGGGAGUCACUCUUACCGCGUG
Messenger RNA from Prorocentrum cordatum, 626 nucleotides. NCBI's taxonomy places the organism in Eukaryota, Dinophyceae, Prorocentrales, Prorocentraceae. The record is from the annotation of a GenBank genome assembly.